This is a messenger RNA of Limanda limanda (common dab), 4025 nucleotides long. RefSeq names its product vezatin, adherens junctions transmembrane protein (gene vezt). NCBI's taxonomy places the organism in Eukaryota, Metazoa, Chordata, Actinopteri, Pleuronectiformes, Pleuronectidae. Gene Ontology annotation, molecular function: myosin binding. Gene Ontology annotation, cellular component: plasma membrane. Gene Ontology annotation, biological process: cell-cell adhesion. The record is from RefSeq and is a predicted model, not a curated record.
CGCCUACAACCCCCAUCAUGCUGGACGGGCUGCGGCUCCAUGGCGCAGAGCAAUGACUGAGGAGCUCGAUGAAGACGUGGUGUUCGAGAACUCUCCUUUAUUCCAGUACCUGCACGAUUUAGGCCACACAGACUUCGAGGCAUGUCCGACGGCAUCGCAGGAGGAGGAAUAUGGAGGACCAGAGGAAGACCUCCUCCUGCCGCAGAAAACCUCAGGAGGACGGUUGUGGAGGUUGGCUGAGGCCGUGUGGAGAUGGAGCCCGAUGCACCAGGCAGCUGCAUCUCAUAAGCUGGAGCAGCAGCUGGACUGUGUGUUCGGCCAGUACUCGGUGAGGUGCAUUCUGGACCAGGACGUGCUGCUGCAGGAGGACGUGGAGCUGAUUGAGCUGCUGGACCCGAGCCUGCUCACCCUCGCCUCCUCGCUCUCCGGCUCACCCAGCCGAGCGAGCACCCUGCCCAGACCGAGCUUCAUCGCCAGGCCCUCCCUCUGGGACAUGGCGGGGCUGGUUGGCCUUGCCGCGGUGCUGAUGGGUCUUUGCUCCGUGUCCGAGGGCCUCUGGUCUCUGGCUGUCGCCCCCUGGAGCCUGGCCCUGCUGGGCUGGGUGGGGCUGAGGGGAAUCACGCUGUGGAGACGGGGCCGUGUGCAGAGGGCCGUCCAUGCCCGCGUCACACAGCUCCAGACUAUGGUCCACAACGGCAAGACUCUGACGGGCCUGUCUCGUAAAGCCCUACGUCUGGUGCAGGAGACCGAGGUCAUCUCCAGAGGAUUCACCCUGGUGAGUGCAGCCGGCUCCUUUAGCAGGGCGGGUCCAGGGGCGGUUCCGCGUGGCCAGCAGCUGAUUGGACUGAGGAAGGCUCUCUACCGGGCCCUCCGCUCAGCCUUCAGAGCCUCACGUAGGGCCACCUGUCACAUGCUCAAGGCGUUUCCUCUCAACUCUGAGAUCGAUAACGUGACAAACUAUGUGUCUGCGGUGCCUCUGAAGGAGCUGGGCCUCGGUCUGGGAAUCGAACACCUGGGUGACGAGCAGGCGCAGGAGCUGACGGACGACUACAGCCUGCCUGCCCUGAAGAUGCUGUUCCAGCUGUGGGUGGGACAAAGCUCAGAAUGUUUCCGCCGACUGGCUCUUCUACUGUCCCCACGUCGAAUAGAGGACCCAGAAGAGGGCGCGCUCAAAGGAGAAACCCCCCCUCUUUCUCCAUCUCCACUGCACCUCUCUAUCGCCGCGGUAACUGAGCCCCUGCAUCUUGCCCUGGCCGGCUGCCUCUGCGAAGUGCAGCGCAGCUAUGACUUCCACCGGCACUUUGAAACCCAGCCGAGGUCGACGGGCUCCGACAAGACCGGGCGAGCCAGGGAGAAGUGCCGGGAGCUCAACACCCUGCACACGUCCAUCCGAAGCCUUCAGCUGCACCUGAAGGCCAUGCUGAGCGAGAUGAUCAUCCUGGAGGACGACCUGGAGAAACUGAUGGUUUCCAAGGAGCUGACGGAGCUGUCAUGCGAGGGCUACCAGGACCUCAACGACCGGCUGCACCAGCUGCAGCCGCACAUGCAGGCCAGCACGGGCUGCUGGGAGGACAGCGUCAACCAGGUGGCACGCAUGCUGAGACGGGCCAACGCCUGCUCAGUUAAUGCUGAAGGUCAGGAGCAGUGUGGAACUCCUGUGACUGAGAUCCCUGCUCCUCCUCCAUCGUACCCCUUGAUUCUGGACAGAGACCCUGUGCCAGAAGAGCUGGAGUGGGAGGCCUACGUGUCUGACUCAGACUCUGAAGGAGAAGGCCGAGGGUCUUGGUCCGACAUUUUGUCACCGGAGGAACGGGAGCGUCAGCGCCGUGAGAGGGAGGAGUCUCGUCGCGUCCUGUCGGAGCUGAAAGCUGUCCUGGGCUUCCGUGCAUCCGCGGGGGAAAGGAUGAAGAGGAAGCAGCUGCUCUUCAAUGACCAAGCUGCUGUGGCGCUUUCAGCUUGCACUGAAGAUUCAGAUCCUGCCACCGACCCACCAGAUGCUCCGACCCCUGUAGGCUCAGCAGAAACCUGCGAUGAAGAGGGAAACCACAUCUCAGAGCAUCCCGCAGGAAGCGAAGGGGAAGAAACAGACAGGGUGAGCCCUGACCCCUCCAUGGAGCCGGUGAUGGAGUUCAUCUGUGGUUCGGAGGCGGAGGACGAGGAGACAGUGGUGAGUUCGGUCUGCAACAGAGGAGGAGGAGGAGGGUCCGAGCUUCACCUGUACGACGGGCUCCUGGAGGAGGGGGCGGAGUCCCAGAACGGCCUGGACUGCCUCCUGAAGCCCAAAGUCACCGCUGUCACCUUGAUGGACAGACUGACUGAGAUCCACGGCUCCGAGGCUCUGAGUUUCAGCUCCUCCAUCGCCGCUCAAGUAGCGGCACGCUCACACUCGCUCGUCAAAAUGGAGGAGCAGACGUUUGGAGACGACGGGGAGGAGGACGAAGAGGAGGAAGAGGACGAAGAGGAGGAAUGCGACAGACGAACACCGGAGAAGGACUGAAAUUAAACUUAACCGAUCUAUCCGAGCACUGAACAGAGACUGUGUUUAUGUCUGAACGUCUGGAGUCUUUUAUCGAUGCGUCUGCUGUGUUACAUCUUAACUGUGUCUGGUGAUGAGAUAUUUAAAUUUCACUCUCUAUUACUCAUCCGUCCAUGUUACUGUACAAUACCCACGAUUCUUACUGCUCUCAUGCUGUUAAAACUCAGGUACCUGAACCACUAAAAUAAAAACCAGACUUGACAGUGUUGAGGUCAGAAGAACAGAAUGUCGACAGAUUACUUGGUGACAGUCGAUCGGUAGAUGUGAAAUCAAAGAUUGUAAGAAAACAAGUGUCAGGACUGUCUAUGUUGAAAAGAUAUUUGUGGUGGAGUGAAAGACUCAUAACAAUAAUAAUAAUACUCUGAGACACGAGUGGUGAUUCUGACGGUUUGUUCAGACAGAAAGAAAAUAAAGAUCCAAGGUCGAAACUCACUCAGCAAAAGUUUCCUUAUGAGCAGAAAAUACCUUUAUGAAUCUGUUAAAAUAUUAAAUUAUUAUUACUCAUGAAUUCCUUUGUACAUUACUUUAAUCCUGCAGCGGGUAAAUGUGGGGCAGAUUUUAAUUACUGUUGAGUAAAUUCCCCCGGGGAUCAACAAAGAUUUCUUUUAUCUGAACUCGUACAACUUGUAUCUGAAAUACAACGUAAUUUAUUUGUUGAUUAUACUUUGUGUUCAUUCUUCUGAAGUUGUAAGUUCAAAGAAUAAAUCAGAGAGAUACUGAAGAAAAGUACAAGUUCCUCAAAAUUAUUACUUAGAUAAAGUAUCAAUAGCUUAUAAGUUGCUUUCUAACAGUGUAGUUGGUACUUUGGACAGUUUCCUAAGACCAAGACAACAAUACUGACAUUGACUCAUGGUUUGACUCUUUAUUUUUCAUUUCAUUAUGAUAAACAAUAUUGUUUGGCAUGGUGUAGAUUGCUGUUAGACGUUUAGGAAACCCUCCAAUGCAAAAUAUUGUAUUUGCAAAAAUGACACGAGGCAAAAUUUCGCUUUUUCUGUCUGAACAGCUCACACAGCAGAAUGUUGAUCUCAGCCGAACUUAGUUAUUAGAGUCAGACACACAAAGUGCAAGAAGAUAUGGUGGAAGGUUACGUCUAAUGUCUUUAAUGCCUCUUUCAUGUCCCUGAUUGUGGGUCGUAUCAGUAAAGUGGUAAAACAUUCACAAUGACUCAGAAACGAUUCAUGAAGACUGAAGCAAUCCUGAUUUCUUUGUGUUCACAGGGACACAAACGUCACAACGCCUUGUUCGUGACACUGAAGUGUGCGCGGCCUGAAUCUAGUGAAUGUUUGCUGCUGUGAGGUUUAAAGUUAAACACCUGUGAGUGUGUGAGGAGAAAGGAGGCUGAUCUUCUGGCAUGUGAGGGACAAUUUGUAACUUGCCAUGAGACUGAGCGGCCUGAUGUCCACCUCCACCCUCCUCGUCUUCUCUCGUCUACAUGUCAGCCUCCUCCUGCAUUUUCCCCCUUGAAAUAAAAAAACAUUCUUGAAGUGUU